AUGUCCAAACUGGCCUCUUACUUUUCAAGAUUAAGUCCCAUCCCGACGUUCCCGGAAUACACUGGUCCUUACAAGGUCGGCACCGUCGACGUUGAGAUACCAGUGACGGAUUUGAAUGCCCCCAGUCCUGCACCGCCAAACGCCGUCGAUAUCCCUACAGUGCAGUUUAGAAUAUUUUACCCCGCUGUGCCCGAGUCCGAAAAGCCCAUCCCUUGGCUCCCGAAUCCUCAGAGGCGCCACGUUUCUGCCUACACCAAGUUUGUUGGCGUUGGAUCGACUCUGUCUGAUAUUAUCUCUUUUUUCCCCCGGCAUCUGCAUUACGCAACAAUACCAGCACACAAGAAUGCAGAAGCUGCUGUCCCAAGUGCAGAAACGAAGCGAUGGCCAACCAUGAUCUUCUCCCAUGGGUUGGGAGGAGGACGAAACUCUUACUCGUACGUUGCCGGAUCUCUGGCAUCACACGGCGUCGUCGUCAUUUGCCCUGAACAUCGCGACGGAAGCGCCAUCGUUUCCUUCAUCCGACUUGCCACCCAUUCCAGCAGCCCCUUAUUCUCAAGGCAGAAUUGCCGAGUCGUUCCAUACAAACGCAUUUCUCACGAUGUAACACCUGCGGUAUACGAGGCUCGCGAAGCCCAGCUGCGAAUUCGCAUGUGGGAAUUAGGUCUCAUCCAUGAUGCGAUACUCGCCAUUGACCAAGGCGCACCCUUCACCAACAUGAACCUGACGACUCCAACUCUUGAGCAGCUUGUCGGUCGCCUCGACGUUCACGAGCCUGGGCGCAUCAUCUUCGGGGGGCACAGCUUCGGUGCCGCCACCAUGCACCAAUUCCUCAAAUGCAACUAUUACGCCGGCGUUGCGCAGGUUGCCUCCAUCAAGAAGCCGCUAUUCACUCCCGCCAAGGAUAGCAGCAUACGAAAACAAAUCACGGAAAGAAGCGUCACCAUGCUUCUCGACAUGUGGUUUUUGCCCUUGAAUGCGCCCAAUUCGGCACCACUCUUCAAGCUGCCGCUUCCCGUCUAUGCCGACGUUCCUUCAGCGCCGGGGGGCAGGGCCUUGCUCGCCGUCGAGUCGGAAGCCUUUUACAACUGGACGGAGCACUUGCACGCCAAGGCCAAAGUACUCUCUCCCGACCCAAGCUGCAAAACUGUUACACCACAGCUAUACCUGCGAGGUAACGGCAUGAAACUGCCGGAACCCAAUUUCUUCUACGUCGUCAACUCGGCCCAUCUCAGCCAGUCCGACUUUGGGAUCUUGUUUCCCUGGCUGACCAAGAAGAUAUUCGAUGCUGAGCAGCCGGAGCGGGCGUUGCGUCUCAACCUACGUGCUCAGCUGCAGCUGCUGAGGGAAAAUGGCAUCCCCGUCGCUCGUACAUGUGCUGCAGACUUGGUCGACGGUGUAGUGGUGGACAAGAUAAGAAGCACGCCCAGCGACGGCAUCCAAGAUGACAAGGCAAUCUUUGACAGGAGCGGAAAUGAUGUAGUUGACCAUUGGAAGUGGAUCGACAUGACUGGCCUUGGUGAUUUCGUGGGAGAAAACUUUGGCAACAAAACGGUAGAAGAGCAGGUCGAGGAAGGAGAAGAGAAAAUGAAGGACGAGAUUGAGCCAGGCGAGACGACUGCUGCUUGGUCGGCGGCGCAAACGUUGAGCGCAGCAGCAGCUUGA
Molecule: messenger RNA, 1662 nt
Organism: Ustilaginoidea virens
Lineage: Eukaryota; Fungi; Ascomycota; Sordariomycetes; Hypocreales; Clavicipitaceae
Exons: 2
Coding region: 1-1662 (553 amino acids)
Molecular function (GO): 1-alkyl-2-acetylglycerophosphocholine esterase activity
Source: RefSeq, a predicted model, not a curated record